AUGGAAAAGAAACAGAAUGAAAGUUUCAGGCAGUACGCCCAAAGAUGGAGAGAGGUGACGACGCAAGUCCAACCACAUCUUCUGGAGAAAGAAACUACUAUGCUCUUUAUCAACACUCUGAAAGCUCCAUUUAUCAACCACAUGCUGGGAAGUGCUACUAAGAGCUUCUCGAACAUAGUAAUGUCAGGAGAGAUAAUAGAGAACGCGAUAAGAUGUGGGAAGAUUAAAGCAGGAGAAAAUACCAAGAAAUCAAUUCCGAGGAGGAAAGAAAACGAGGUGAACAACACGAGUGUAUACAAUAAGAAUUAUAAUAAGCCUAUCACCGUGAGCCAACCGAGGACGGAGACUACCAACCAUCAGGGCUCUGCAAGACAAGAUUCCAACUCAAGGCCUAACACGGAAAUAGUCCAGUUUAGGCCUAUCCCGAUGUCCUACAAGGAAUUGUAUCAGAGCUUAUUUGAUGCCCAUGUGGUGUCACCUUUCUACUUGAAGCCUUUACAACCCCCGUUCCCAAAAUGGUACGACACAAACGCCCAAUGUGAGUACCAUGAAGGGAUAACUGGGCACUCGAUUGAGAAUUGUACCGCGUUCAAAAAGUUAGUGGAAAAACUCAUCGAAAUGGGUGUCAUAAAGUUUGAUGACUCACUAGGUCCCAAUGUGGCAGGAAAUCUAUUACCCGACCAUACUAAUAAAGAGGUAAAUGCGAUAGUCGAGAGUGGGAGCAAAAGAAUCAAGAUAGAUGUAUCAGAGGUAAAAACCCCUCUUAAACAGGUUUGGGAGAAGAUGGUGGAAGGAGGUUUAGUCACACGGCAUCCAAAGGAAAGGCCCAGAGAAGCGAGAAUAUAUUACGAGUUUUAUGCUGAUGAAGGCCAUGACAUCCAAGAGUGUAACAAGUUCAGGUCCAUAGUGCAAAAUUUGAUGGACAAUAAGGAGAUGGAAUUUUAUGAAGAAACCAUAGGAUCAGAAGAAGAAAAGGUGUACGCUACAGAUGAGGGAACAACAGAAGGGGUCCAACGAGUUAAUCAUCCUGUAGUGAUCAUUUCGCGACCCAGGACCAAUGAAGCAGGAGUACAACUGGUGCCGAGAGUCAUAAUCCAAAAACCGAUAUCUUUUCCAUAUAAGGAUAGCAAAAAGGUUCCUUGGAAUUACAACUGCAAUGUGACAAUCCCCGGGGGGGAAAGCCCGGUAAGUGCUUCACAGGAGAACCAAGAUAUAGGUUUCUAUACACGUACUGGGAGACGUUAUAAUCCUGCGAGUACAAAAAAUGAAAUCGUUAAAGAAAAGGCCCCCAUGAUUGAGCAACGGAAGGAGAAGAAGGCCAGGUUCGAAUCGCCAGUCAAUGAGUCGGUAACCGAGAAUGAAGCGAGGGAAUUCUUAAAAUUUUUAAAGCAUAGUGAGUACAAUGUCGUUGAAUAG
Molecule: messenger RNA, 1416 nt
Organism: Gossypium arboreum
Lineage: Eukaryota; Viridiplantae; Streptophyta; Magnoliopsida; Malvales; Malvaceae
Exons: 1
Coding region: 1-1416 (471 amino acids)
Source: RefSeq, a predicted model, not a curated record